Molecule: messenger RNA, 906 nt
Organism: Rotaria sordida
Lineage: Eukaryota; Metazoa; Rotifera; Eurotatoria; Philodinida; Philodinidae
Source: the annotation of a GenBank genome assembly
AUGUCGACUAAUAUUUUUUCAAAUUUUUGCGUAAUUCUAUUUAUUUCUCUCCUUUCUGCUCAAUUAACAUCAGCACUUGUUUGUUUUCAAUGUAAUAAUUGUGAUGAUAUAACAUCAUGCACAUGUGACAAUGUAAUUAAUAUUGAUAACGAAACUUCAUAUUGUAUUCUUCUACGAGAAAGUUUAUCAAAUGCAAUCAAUAUUGAAAUAAAACAUAUUCCAAGAAAUUCUACAAGAUAUUACAUAUACGAUCCACAUUAUAUAUCAGUACAAGAGACGAUUUCUUAUAAUGGAUUAAUUCGAGGUUGGUACACUAAAUCAAAUCAAAUAACUUAUGCAUGCCAAACAGAUCGAUGCAAUCAAGCUGAUUUAAUAAAACAAUUACCUUCAAAUGGUUUAUCAUUAAUGUUACCUAAUGAUUGGCUUGAUGGAAAUCUUCUACGUAAACCAGACAAAAUUACGACAUCAUGUCGUGACUGUGAAGGUGAAACUAUAUGUGAUGAUGCAGCAAAUUUGAUAAAUAUAAAUAAAUGUAAUAUAAAAGAAUGUCAAGGUUCAUGUAUUAUGGGUGAAACAUUUGAAAAAGCUGAAACGACUCAAUUUUGUUAUGAAUCAUUUUGUUCAGAUGAUACGAGUAUUGGUCCAGUAAUGCAGGUACCAGAGAUAGUAAUUACUGCUGUUUAUUAUAUAAAUAAAAAACAAUUAGAAAUUGUUGAAAUUGAUCUUAAGUGUAAUGGAAAUGAUUGUAGUCAAUCACAAAUAUUUAAAGAUAUUAAAGACAAAUUACAAAAAGAUCUUAAUGGUAUUAAACCAUUUUUACCACCAAAUAAUCAUGGUAAUGCGAUUUAUUCAACAUCAGUUAUAUUUUUAAUGGUGAUAUUGUUACAAACACUAAUUUUUUAUUGA